This is a messenger RNA of Talaromyces marneffei, 1371 nucleotides long. RefSeq lists its product as uncharacterized. NCBI's taxonomy places the organism in Eukaryota, Fungi, Ascomycota, Eurotiomycetes, Eurotiales, Trichocomaceae. The record is from RefSeq and is a predicted model, not a curated record. The transcript has 2 exons. Bases 1 to 1371 code for a protein of 456 amino acids.
AUGGAGCAACUGGCAGAAACAGCAGAUCUUCUGCUGCAGCACAUCAACAGCAACCCGGACGACCAGCUCAACGAGAUCUUCCUCCGAGCAUUCGUCCAACAGGUAAAACUGUACGCAUCCUCGCAAGGCGAGCGCACGGACACGAUUGCGGAGUUCAAGGGGCUACUUGAGCAGGUCCUGCAAGACACCCCCGUGAUCCGUACAAGAACAGAGCAGACAGCAAAAUCAAGCAUAUCAACGUGGCUAUCUAGCGACUCUGCUAUCCUCUGGAAGACCGCCCAAGCAAACGCAUGCCGUGCAGAGCUGGGCAUGGAUUGCGAGAUGGUCGUCAAGAUCCGUGACGAUUCCGAGCGCUCGGCCGUAAAGAAGCUGCAACCUGCAGAUCUCGUGAAACGUGCUGAACGAGCCAGGGCUCACGCAGCGAAGAGCACUCCAAGCCUGCCUCUAGCCGGUCACGCCUUCAUCGCCGCACGACAGCUCCCGUCCGGCGAUAUCAGCCUCCGGGCCAACCACGCGGCGGGAGCGGAGGUCCUCCGCCAGCACGGCAAGAAUUGGGUUCACGUGUUCGGGAAGUCAGCCUACGUACGUGUCCCAACGUGGGGAAUCGUCAUCGACGGCAUGCCGGUCCAACUCGUUGAUAUAAGCAAGGAGUUCAAGCAGCAAUUGGUUGCGGAGAACCACUACAACUGGGGGCAGGGACAAUUCGACGUGGAAAUCGCGCAUGUCGGAUGGCUGGCGACGCCGCGGAGCUAUCUCGGGUCACUCGUGGUCGAGUUCACAAACCCAGUGGUUGCGAAUAAUGCGAUUCGUGAAGGGACGGUCUGGCAUUCCCAUUCUCUCACCAAUAGGUCCUACUGUAAGGAGGGACGGUGUAAGAUGUGCAAGAAGUGUCAGAAGUACCGGCACGUCCAAGCCCAGUGUCCGAAUCGUAAGUAUAUUUGUGGACUCUGCGCGGAGGAGCAUCCGACCUGGGAAUGCCCUCACAAGCAGAGUAGGGACUACACGCCGAAGUGUGCCAAUUGCAAGGGUCCUCACAAGGCCGCAAGCGACAGCUGCCUCAUCCGCAAGGACGAGAUCGCACGCACACGGCAGGCCAUUCUGAUGAGUGGAUCAGAGCAUCGUGUUCCGCAGUAUCUACAAGCAAAAAUAAUACAACAAAAUAUAGAUCCGACACCAGGAGAAGCAGCCCAGAUUCAGGCCACUAAGAAGGUGGUUAAGAAAACAGCAACAACAGGCACAAAGCAUGCUAAGAAAACUCAACCAGCAGCAGCACCAGCCCCGGCUCCAGCUCUAGCUCUAGCUUCAGGACUAGCUCCAGCACUAGCUCCAGCACUAGCCCUAGCUCAGCUUCAGCUCAAAUCCUGGCUCUAA